Molecule: messenger RNA, 3171 nt
Organism: Peromyscus eremicus (cactus mouse)
Lineage: Eukaryota; Metazoa; Chordata; Mammalia; Rodentia; Cricetidae
Product: zinc finger protein 45-like
Exons: 3
Coding region: 35-2212 (725 amino acids)
Biological process (GO): regulation of transcription by RNA polymerase II
Molecular function (GO): RNA polymerase II cis-regulatory region sequence-specific DNA binding; DNA-binding transcription factor activity
Source: RefSeq, a predicted model, not a curated record
CAAGGUUGAAGUUGAGGGUUUGGUGUCAGAGGAGAUGGUGACAUUCAAGGAUGUGGCUGUGGUCUUCAGUGAAGAGGAGCUGGAGCUGCUGGACGCUGCCCAGAAGAAGCUGUACUGUGACGUGAUGCUGGAGAACUUCAGGAAUGUGGUGUCCCUGGGGCAUCAGAUCAUGACUCCAGAGGUUUCACUCCAGCUCAAGAAAGAAGACUUGCUUUCGAUGUUGACAAUGGUCAGUUGGAACUGUGAGUCUACAGGAGCCAGGAAUCUAAAUGAGGUGGAGUCACUUCAGGAGGCAGGAUGGAGGCACCUGCCACGGGAGGAGCUUUUCUGCUCACGAAUCUGGCAACAAGUUACAAGGGAGUUAACCCAGGGUCGAGACUGCAGGGGGAACACUGGAGGAACUGGCUCUGCGUUGGGGAAACAGGAUGCUGUCCAGAGCGAAGAAGCGGAGUUCAGUAAACUUUCCAGUCAGAAUUCAUUUCUUCAAGUUCACCAUGGAGAACGCCACGAAGAAGAGGCGUGUGAGAGAGAUGCUGAUUGCAGCCGCCGUCUUCGUGCUGCUCCAGGAGAGAAGCCCUCCAAGUGUGGAAACUGUGACAACACCUUCCCUCGGGGCUCCAGUCUUCAGCCCCAUCAGAGAGUCCGCAAGAGACACAGAUCGACCCAGUCUGAGGCACUGUUUGAAAAUCUCAGUCAAAGGCCACUAUUUCAGUAUCAUCAGAGCGUCCCCACCGAAGAAAACUCAAACGAAUGUGAGGAGUGUGGGACUCUUGGGAAAGACUCACAUGGUCCGACACCCCUGUUAGUCCACGCAGGAGGUGAGGCCUAUAAAUGUGAGGCGUGUGGGGCAAGCUUCAACCAAAGCUCGAAUCUUCAAGUCCAUCAGAGAGUCCACGCUGCAAAGAAGCCUUACAAGUGUGAAGAGCGUGGGAAGAGCUUCAGCUGGUUUUCACGGCUACGUGCCCGUCAUCGCAGCCACACUGGAGAGAAACCAUACAGAUGUGGCGCCUGUGGCAAGGGUUUUAGUUACAGCUCACACCUUAAUGUUCAUUGUAGAAUGCACACAGGAGAGAAGCCCUACAGGUGUGAAGAGCGUGGGAAGGGCUUCAGUGUAGGCUCACACCUCCAAGCUCGUCAGAUAAGCCACACCGGAGAGAAACCAUACCAAUGUGAGGAGUGUGGGAAGGGCUUCAGUGUAGGCUCACACCUCCAAGCUCGUCAGAUAAGCCACACCGGAGAGAAACCAUACCAAUGUGAGGAGUGUGGGAAGGGCUUCAGUGUAGGCUCACACCUCCAAGCUCGUCAGAUAAGCCACACCGGAGAGAAACCAUACCAAUGUGAGGAGUGUGGGAAGGGAUUCUGUCGGGCCUCCAAUCUUCUGGACCAUCAGCGAGGCCACACUGGAGAGAAGCCUUACCAAUGCGGUGCUUGUGGGAAGCACUUCAGUCGGAGUUCUGAUUUUAACAUCCAUAUUAGAGUCCACACGGGAGAGAAACCCUACGUAUGUGAGGAGUGUGGGAAGGCCUUCAGCCAGGCCUCAAACCUUCUGGCCCACCAGAGAGGCCACACUGGCGAGAAACCCUACAAAUGUAACACAUGUGGGAAGAGCUUCCGACGGAGUUCAGAUCUGAACGUUCAUUGUAGAAUCCACACAGGAGAGAAACCCUAUAAAUGUGAGAAGUGUGGGAAAGCCUUCAGUCAGUUUUCAAGUCUCCAAGUGCAUCAGAGAGUCCACACGGGAGAGAAACCGUAUCAGUGUGCAGAGUGUGGGAAGGGCUUCAGUGUAGAGUCACAGCUUCAAGCCCACCAGAGGUCCCACACUGGGGAAAGAUCCUAUCAAUGUGAGGAGUGUGGAAAAGGUUUCUGUCGGGCAUCCAAUUUUCUAGCUCACCGUGGAGUCCACACAGGAGAAAAACCAUUCCCAUGUGACGUGUGUGGAAAACGCUUCCGGCAGAGGUCCUACCUCCAAGACCACCACAGGGUCCACACUGGAGAGAAACCGUACAAGUGUGAGGAGUGUGGGAAAGUCUUCAGCUGGAGCUCAUACCUCAAAGCCCACCAGAGGGUCCACACUGGAGAGAAACCAUACAAGUGUGGGGUUUGUGGGAAAGGGUUCAGCUGGAGCUCAAGUCUCCUGGUUCACCAGCGAGCCCAUGCUGAGGAUGAAUGUGGUAAGGGCCUUUCUUCAUCAGAGGAUUCAUACAGGAAAUGAGCUCUACAAGCUUACGUUUUCGUAUUUCAAGAGGAUGCUGAACUCUCUGAUCUGAGCUGCCAAAGGGCACAGGAAAGUUAUCUCAUAAUUGGGAACGUAUAUUAGCUAGAGCUACAGUGGACUGUCACAGUUUUUGGGAGACCAGACAUGAGAGGAACUAGUCAGAAUGGAUCUUUGGUCAUUUCAUCCGGAACCUUGACCCUUAUCAGAUCCAUCCGUGCAGACAAGAUUCUCAGGAAAGAUGAACUUGGUCUGGAAUUAACUAGAAGCACAAGCCGGUUCAAUAGGAUUUAAACUCCAGUAGAUUGGAGACAUCAUUCACAGCCAAAUCUGACCCACGUUUCCAAUGCCUAACAUGCUGGGUGCUUUCUAGCUCCACAGGGUUUGUUAUGGGACUUGGUCUCAUGUACCCCAGGGAACUCUGAUCCUCCUGCCUCCACCUCCAUAGUGCUGAGAUCAUAGACAUGCACCACCACACCCAGCACUUAGCUAAUUGUUUACUGUGCCAGACCGGAUUUGUUGAAUUCCAAAUUCAAAUCCACAAGUCUUUUUUCCUUGGCUCGAAUCACCAUAUGUUAAUGAACAUGCAAUUACCAUUAAGUAUCACCAAGAAUGUGAGUGGGCGGAAAUUGCAGGGUAUAAUGUACCUGCCAGUCAGCUGUGUUGUGGUGGCAGUUGUUGUUAUUGCUUUGGACAUUUCCUCAACAUAAAAAUAAAUUAUUGCUACAACCCCGUGACCCGUUACCUGGGUAUUUAAGUUGUUAAAAUUCUGAGAUAGAAUAUCAACUCUACUUAACAUCUGUUGAGAUGUCACUAGGUCAGGUGUUAUGGCACAGGUUAGUGAUCUCAUGAUCUCAACACUUUAGAGGGAGUGACUGUAGGGAGUCAAGAGUUCCAAGACCAACCUCAGCUACAUAGGGAGAAUGGGGCCAGCCUGGGCUUACAUUAGAUCCUGUCCC